Molecule: messenger RNA, 2492 nt
Organism: Dipodomys ordii (Ord's kangaroo rat)
Lineage: Eukaryota; Metazoa; Chordata; Mammalia; Rodentia; Heteromyidae
Gene: Dnajc28
Product: DnaJ (Hsp40) homolog, subfamily C, member 28
Exons: 2
Coding region: 110-1273 (387 amino acids)
Source: RefSeq, a predicted model, not a curated record
GGCUCCCGGGCCGGACCCGAGCCUCCUGAGCUGUCCGACUGUGUCUUCUUGGGUGAAGUUAUGUAAGGGAGAUGACCACUUGUAAUGAUCGUUAGGAAGAACUCUGGAUAUGCUAAAAAACUCAAUGCAUGUGAUGAUGGCUCAGGUCUUAAGAUCCCAUUUGACGAGUGCUUCAUUGAUUCCUACUCUAGUGAGAAUGCUACCGUACCUUAGUGUCGUUAGAAACAGGAUGAUGUCUACCCAUAAAUCCAAAAAGGAAAUCAGGGAAUAUUACAAGCUGCUGAAUCUAAAUGAAGGCUGCUCUGCAGACGACGUCCGGGAAUCUUUUCAUCAGCUUGCCAAGCAAUAUCAUCCAGACAGCGGCUCUACUAAUGCUGAUUCUGCAGCAUUUAUAAAGAUUGAAGAAGCUUAUAGGAAUGUGCUUUCCCAUGUGAUUGAAGAAGCAAAUGCCAGACGGAACAAAGUUGAAGAAGCAGAACAAGAGGAAGAAAAUUUCAAAUACAAUACACCCCAACACCGACAUUAUUUAAGUUUUGAAGGUAUUGGCUUUGGGACCCCAAGUCAACGAGAGAAGCAGUAUAGGCAAUUUAGGGCAGACCGUGCUGCUGAGCAAGUGAUGGAGUAUCGAAAGCAGAAACUGCAAAGGCAGCAUUUCACUAGUAGCUUAACUGUUCAAGAUGUAAGACACAGUAGAGAACAGAAGAUCACUCAAGCCAUCGAGCGUUUAGUGGAGGACCUUAUUCAAGAAUCAAUGGCAAAAGGAGAUUUUGACAAUCUCAGUGGGAAAGGAAAACCUCUAAAAAAGUUUUCUGGCUGUUCAUAUAUUGAUCCCAUGACUCACAACUUGAACAGAAUAUUGAUAGAUAAUGGGUACCAACCCGAGUGGAUCUUAAUGCAAAAAGAAAUAACAGAUACCAUUGAGAAACUCAGAGAAGCAAUUUUAGUAUCAAGGAAAAAGCUUGGGAAUCCAAUGACAGCAAUGGAACAGCAGCAGUGGAAGCAGGUCUGUGAGCAGUUCCAAGAAAACAUCAGAAAACUCAACAAGCGAAUCAAUGAUUUUAAUUUAAUAGUUCCCAUCCUUACCAGGCAAAAAGUCCAUUUUGAUGCACAGAAAGAAAUUAUCAGAGCCCAGAAGAUGUAUGAGACCUUUAUAGAAACAAAAGAAGUCACUGAUAAAAUCUCCAAUGACAAGAAUCCAGGAGAAGGAAAACCAACUGGAAGCCAGGCAAGGGUUUUAAACUGGUGGAAUCUCUGGAAAUUUAUUAAAAUCUGACUAUUUUGAUGCUCAUGGCCACAAGACUGCCUUCAGUUGUGCUGACUUCCCCCAUUGAGCCUGAAAGUUAUUGCUGUGCCCCAAGAAUUUGAGAAUGUUGUGUCUUUUUACUUUUCAUGAAAUAAUUGUAUCCUUGAUGAUGUGUGGGGAAACUAUAAGAAAUGGAGUCAGAGAAGUCUUCGACAGCUUUUCUCUGAGGAUAUAUCCAGAAAAGAAGAGAAACCACUUAAGAAAUAAUCCAUUCCAGGGUUUAAAUGUUAAGUCUCUGGGUGGAAUGGUCAAGAACUAUGACUCACACAUAGGAAUCAUACAGAGUAUUAUAUAAGGCUUAGUAUAGUUUUAAGCUUUAAUAAAAGCAGCCAUUGCUUGCCAUUUUCAAACAAGUACUUAAAUACAAAGUAUGUAUCAUCGAAACACUGAAGUUAUAGUGAAAUAUAGCCAACUGCACCUCCAGAUGACACAUGCUUUGUACAAGUUUGAUGCUUGUAAAUUCCUGAUCUUACUAAAGCUCAAAACUUUUGGGCCACACACUACAUGGAGGAAUACUGAAAUCAGGAAAUUUCUUUAUCAGGAUUGACUAUUCCUUAUUGUAAAGGUGGUCUCUGUAGGUACUGAAUGAAGAAAACACUGAACAUCCAAGUUGUACUUUUUCCUAACUCCAUGAUUUAUUGGCUACAGAAUCAUUCAUACAACGUAGUCAUUUAGAGAAUUCACUUUAAAGGGUUUAUAUAUUUUUCCUCACUUUCCAGAGGGGCAAAAUUCUUUAAGCUCAAUGCAAAUGUAAAAAUUCACUUUGAAUUUCUCUGAUUAUAGAUUGAAAUGCCAUUUCUAUACAGUUAUCUUAGGUCUCCCUGUGUCUGAAAACAGACCUCUCCCAAAGGUUUUGUUAGCAAUGUGAAAAAUCCUUACUUCUUGUCUUAGGGACCUGAUUUGCAGUCUUAGGGCAAGCUGUCUGAGUUUUGUGUGUUUACCUCUUUGACAACUGACCAGAAAUUAAUAAUUCAUGAGCUUCAUGUUGGGUCUUGUUCACUUUCAGAGACUGGAUAUUUUGGGGAGAGGCCUCCCACAGGGGAGGCUACAUUGUUGCUUUUGCCAAAGAAUGGGGCACUUUAAAAGGAGAAGCUGAUUUUGUUUCCAGAGUGCUAGGAGAUAAAUGCCACUCAGAAGCCUAAUAUUCCAAACAUUCUGAUUUUUUAGACCCAUUAUUUUGAAAAGUGUG